AUGGCCAAACGCAACAGACCAGCGCCAGGAGCUCCCUUCUUCACACCUGUCCAGGACCCGCCGGUAGGCACCGCUCUCAGUCCCAACCCGCCGACGCUCUUCUCGCCUUUGAAGAUCAGAGAUGUGACGUUCCAGAAUAGAAUUUGGGUCGCCCCAAUGUGCAUGUACUCAGCCUCCAACGGACACCUCACAGACUUCCACCUCGCCCACCUCUCCGCCUUCGCCUUCCGCGGCGCCUCCCUCACCAUCAUCGAAGCCACAGCCGUCCUACCCAACGGCCGCAUCUCCCCCGAAGACGCCGGCCUCUGGCAAGACUCCCAAAUCGCCCCCAUCCAACGCAUCGCCGCCUUCGUCCACUCCCAGAACCAAAAGCUCGGCCUGCAACUCGCGCACGCCGGCCGCAAAGCCAGCACGCUCGCCCCCUGGCUGCUCGCGCGCGGCGAGAAGGCCCUCGCGGCGACCGAUCAAAACGGCUGGCCCACCGACGUGGUCGGGCCCAGCGCCAUCGGCUGGGGCGACGGGUACGCGACGCCGCGCGCGAUGAGCGUGCGCGACGUGCAGGACGUGGUGGACGGCUUCCGGGAGGGGGCGCGGCGGGCGGUCGAGGCGGGCGUGGACGUCCUCGAGAUCCACGCCGCGCACGGGUACCUGCUCUGCUCGUUUCUGAGCCCGAUCUCGAACCGGCGGACGGAUGCGUACGGCGGCAGUUUCGAGAAUCGGGCGAGGCUGCUGCUGGAGGUGGUGCAGGCGGUGCGGGGGGCCAUCCCGCGGGGGAUGCCGCUGCUGGUACGGGUUAGUGCGACGGAGUGGAUGGAGGGGAAGACGGGGGAGAGUUGGGAUGUGGAGUCGACGAUUCGGUUGGCGAAGAUCCUGCCGGCGCUGGGGGUUGACCUGUUGGAUGUGAGCUCGGGUGGGAACUGCGAGCGGCAGACGGUCGAGGUGUUCAAUGACUACCAGGUCGGGCUUGCGGCUAGGAUUCGAAAGGAGCUUCACGGAGCGGGUAUCACGGAUCUGCUGAUUGGUGCUGUGGGCAUGAUUACCGAGGCUGAAGUUGCGAAGAGCAUUCUGGAGAAGAGCGAAGAUACCAUUGAGAUUACGGACGAGAAUGGCGGGUUGGCAAAGGCGGAUGUCGUGUUGGUCGGGCGACAAUUCCUGAGAGAGCCGGAGUGGGUGUUGCGGGUUGCUCAUCGACUGGGUCUCAAAGUGCAAUGGCCACAACAGUAUCAGAGGGGACAGUUUCUGAAGGGGAGCAAGAUCUAG
Molecule: messenger RNA, 1260 nt
Organism: Drepanopeziza brunnea f. sp. 'multigermtubi' MB_m1
Lineage: Eukaryota; Fungi; Ascomycota; Leotiomycetes; Helotiales; Drepanopezizaceae
Cellular component (GO): intracellular anatomical structure
Molecular function (GO): NADPH dehydrogenase activity; FMN binding; NADP binding
Source: RefSeq, a predicted model, not a curated record